Molecule: messenger RNA, 777 nt
Organism: Rhododendron vialii
Lineage: Eukaryota; Viridiplantae; Streptophyta; Magnoliopsida; Ericales; Ericaceae
Exons: 2
Coding region: 40-468 (142 amino acids)
Source: RefSeq, a predicted model, not a curated record
AGGGAUACCACCAACACCUUCCACCUGCCACUCGGGGAGAUGACAGUGACGCCCAUGGACUUUGCAGCGAUCACUGGUUUGAGGGUUGGAGGCGAUCCUAUCCCGUUUGACUCGGGCAUUCAGGAGGACGAGGCGGCUUUGGAGUGGUUCUUGGGAGAGGUGCCCAAGGUUGAGGAGGGGAUGGCGAGAUAUGGACAGUUCACCCGGUACCUUGCAAAGGAGGUGGCGACCGAGCAGGAGGCGGAGCAGAUGGCCCGGGCGUACCUGUUGUACCUUUUUGGUGCUACCUUGUACCCGAACAGGCGUAGCAAGGUCCACCUAUCGUACUUGCCUGCACUGAGGGAUCUGAGGACGGCCUCACGCUUUGACUGGGGAGGAGCUGCGCUUGGUGCAGCUUAUGGCUUCAUGGGGGACUCGUCGAGGACUGAGAUGAGCACUGCCGGAUACUGGCGGAUUUGGGAGGUAUGAUCAUAAUAGAGUAAAGUACAUUUCCAUUAUAUACUUAUCUGUUUGAAUACAUAAACUGCUCAAAAAUAUUCCUGCAUUGCACUAACGAUUUGAACUUCAAUAACUGUGCAGCUCUGGGUCUACGAGGUUUUGAACAUGUGUCGUCCAGUGACGAAGAGCCUGGACUUGGGGAUCCUCCCGCGUGCUCACAUCUGGAGCAAGAAGAACAUGGGAGAGAAAAGAGGGAGAGGUGACCUGAACGGCUUCAGGAUAUACCUAGACGAGCUCCGACCCUCACAGGUAGAGUGGGAUCCUUGGAGAGUGGCAGAG